GAGACUGUACGUUUCAUUCGCUAAAACAUCAUAGACCCGUGAAAGAGGAAUCCAUGAAGUGAACUAGAGAACAGAGAGAAGAGGGGAGAGUUGAUUUGGGAAACCCUAGUAAAGGAGGGGAUUCUUGUUCUUCUUACCUUCUGGGUGAUCAAGAGGGAGAGAGGGUGAUGUUGGAAGAAUCAGAAGAAGCGAUUAGAAAAAGAAGAAAAGCCGAUAGGGGGAGAGAAGCUUUAAUAUUAUUAUUCUUCUUCUUGAAAUCAAGAGGGGAGGCAGAAGCUUUCUGAGAGAGGUGAGAGGAGACACUUCUUCUUCUAGUAAAGGUCAGAAUGCAAUUAAGAGGGAGGAACAACAGCCAGAAGGAGCUAAAGAAAGGGGGGGAUUCUGGGCCUCUAUGAUUAUUACAGGGAACGCCUCAUGAUCGAAGAAUUUACAAUAAUUAUUUGAAGAAAAAUCAUCUCUGGAGCUUUGAUGGAGGGAAUUGUGAAGAAAUACCAGAAAAAAUUCAAAAUGGUCAAAGAUGAAAUGAACCGAUGGGAGGAGCUUCAAUGUCGGUUAAUUUCACAAUUUAGAAACUCUUCUUCAAUUAUUGAGAGGCUGCAGGUUAUUCAAGAUUCUAGAAACUAUGGUGGCCUGAGUUCUGUUGAUGGAAUCAAAGAUGCUGUCUUGCAGAAGCAGAUGGAAUCUUUGGAAAUUAUUUUGCUUUCCAUGAAAAAGACAUUACAGGAGUUUAAUAGUAUUAUUUCGUCCCUUGAGAAAAUUCAUCGUGACGGAAGACAGCUUGUUAAAGGAGGUUCCAGUAAGCUUGGUGUGAAACAACUGCAGCAACGAGUUGGCAUAAAACCAUGCCUCGCGGAUUGCUUAGAUGGCCUUAUGCUUCUUUACAUUAUGCACCAAUCGGAGUAUCAUCUAAAAUCAUCAUUGCUAUCAGCUCUUUGUGCCAUUUCCUUAAAACCUAGUGCCAGUGAUCUAGGUGUGCUCCAGCAGCUCCUGGUUGAUCAACCAAACAUCCCCAAAGAUGAAGUGCAAUGUAUCUUCGACAUCAUAUUUGCAGAAGACAUCUGUUGAUACUGCUUUUGAUCAAACGACAACCUUUCUGCGGAUUAAGUUCUAAUAGCAGAGUGGGGAGGCAAAUCUCUUGGUUUAUGCAAAUGGAGCUUGUGGCAUGCUUCGUUUUAGUUUCUUACUGUUCAUAGGAGGUUAAUCAAACAGAAGUUACAGAAUAGACAGUGAUUCCCUCAUUUUGGUAUUACGAAUGCGAGCAGAAUUCAGAAUUCGAUCUUAAAUUCUCAAGAUCUUUACCAGUUUUAUUGGCACCGCACUGAUUGUAUGUUCCUGCUGUUAGGAACAGCAAAAGCUAUAAAUUUUUAGACUGAGAGGACUUCCAAGUU
Messenger RNA from Carica papaya (papaya), 1388 nucleotides. RefSeq names its product Pentatricopeptide repeat (PPR) superfamily protein. The record is from RefSeq and is a predicted model, not a curated record. Lineage: Eukaryota; Viridiplantae; Streptophyta; Magnoliopsida; Brassicales; Caricaceae.